Messenger RNA from Cynoglossus semilaevis (tongue sole), 534 nucleotides. Its product is annotated as protein NLRC3-like. The transcript has a single exon. The record is from RefSeq and is a predicted model, not a curated record. Lineage: Eukaryota; Metazoa; Chordata; Actinopteri; Pleuronectiformes; Cynoglossidae. The annotation marks the transcript as partial.
ACCCUGGACUGGGCUGAGGACAGAGCCCACCAGGACGUCCACUUCAUCUUUCCCUUCAGCUUCAGGGAACUGAACGUGGUGAAAGAGAAGAAGUUCAGCCUGAUGGAACUGAUCCAUCACUUCUUCACUGAAACCAAAGACACCGGGAUCUGCAGCUUUGACCAGUUUAAGGUGAUUUUCAUCUUUGAUGGUCUGGAUGAGUGUCGACUUCCUCUGGACCUCCACGGGACUGAGGUCCUGACGGAUGUCACAGAGUCCACCUCAGUGCAGGUCCUGCUGACCAACCUCAUCAGAGGAAACCUGCUUCCUUCUGCUCGUCUCUGGAUCACCUCCAGACCUGCAGCGGCCGAUCAGAUCCCUCUAGACCUGGUUGACGUGGUGACCGAGGUCAGAGGGUUCACGGAUGUUCAGAAAGAGGAGUACUUUAGAAGGAGGUUCAGGGAUGAGGAGCAGGCCAACAAGAUCAUCUCCCACAUCCAGGCUUCUAGAAGCCUCCACAUCAUGUGUCACAUCCCGGUCUUCUGCUGGAUCACU